Messenger RNA from Varroa destructor (honeybee mite), 7771 nucleotides. RefSeq lists its product as uncharacterized. The record is from RefSeq and is a predicted model, not a curated record. Lineage: Eukaryota; Metazoa; Arthropoda; Arachnida; Mesostigmata; Varroidae.
CCCGCCGCUUAUAGCAGGCGCUACUAUUUUCGCUGAUGGCGGCCUUCUCGAUACACUCGUGCUCACCUCCGGUCCAACAUCCUUGUAGAGACAACUGCACAGAACAGGGAACGAGAUGAAUAAGCCGCCAGAUAGAAAGAAAAAAUGACAAUAAUAAUAAUAAUUGUUAGAAGGGGGCAUAGCAUACGAAACGAGAUGGAAUAUGGAUGUGAUGGCAAGCGAUGCUGUAACGGCGAAUGCCCGCCCCCCUGCACUGUAUUGUGGAGUCAUUUACGUUUUACAUGCUGUCAUUUAGUGUGACUGACUCCUCUUUAAACCAAUACGCUUUUGACGGGAUAGGAUCAGAUCAAUGGAAUCAUCGAAGAAAGACAAAACGUCGACAAAACAGAACUACUUUCGAGGUCAAAUAUUGAUCUAUAAAUAUAGGUGUUCUGUUCAGGUAAACAGCACGAAAUGCAGUGCGACUAUGCCCGGGUGCAAACCCAGACCGUUCCUCAUCAGCUGCCUUCACUGAGCUGUCAUCUAUCGUGUGCGGUUUGGUCCAUUACAGAAGACAAAAUAAAGCCAGCUUGUUCCAGAUGUUGUUCGUGCCGUAUUUGGCACGAUUGUGCGGCCGAUCGGUUGGGGGUCGAGGAUUUCGUCCGCUCCUUCUUGUCCUAUUUGCCUCUGUUGCCUUAGCCAUUUUCGCUUACAGCCGAUCUCUACAGAAUUCUCAAGUUCGCUUCAGCGGAACAUCACAGCCACUCGUCAUAUCUUACCGAAUUAAUACACCGUCCUGUCGGAUUCCGGAGUUCUCGCCGUUUGACUUCACCGUCGGCAACUUGUACGAGAGACGCAGUGAUCCCGUGUGUCCAGGUCCCCCAUCAUUUCUAAAAUGGACUUCGUAUAAUAUACUUCAGCUAGAUAUUGACGUCCUCUCACGCCAAUACGCUGAUUUAACGACGGCUGAUGUAAAAUGUACAUUUCAAGAGCUAUUUCGAAAUCAGUCACUUCCUGAACCUGACAAAGUGGCGUUUCUGGGUGACCCCCAGGAGCUGGUUUUCGGUGAAGAACUAAACACGGAGUUCAUUCUUAUAGAAUGUCGAUAUCAUUCACGGGUCGUGUUGCAGGAAUACGCGAUGGUUCCAGUGCUGAAGGAUGACGUAGAGCAUCGCGUACAAACGAUUGAAAGUAAGGGCGUACAGGUUUCGCGGGAAGCAAAUGUCGGCGGUGGAAAUAGCCGGACUAAUGUCCUUGUCCUGGGAAUCGAUUCGGUCUCAUAUCUGAAUGCGUACCGCCACUUACGGCAAAGUCUUGCUUAUAUUCGCACUCAACUUGAUUCAAUCGAGCUAAAAGGAUAUGUGAAGGUCGGCGAUAAUUCGUUCCCCAACCAGAACCCGCUAAUCAACGGUCUCACUGAAGAUGAGGCCAUGUCUUAUAAAAAUAAGGGGUUUUUUGACAUGCUGACAGACCAAAUGAUAUGGAGCGAAUAUGUAGAGUUUGGCUACCGUUCCCUGUUCUUGGAAGAGAGUGCCCACUUUGGCUUGUUCCAUUAUCAUUUUAAAGGAUUUCAUAAAGCCCCCGUCGAUUAUUAUACGCGACCUAUGGUAAUGACUGUUGAGACAUCACCACUCACACACGCGCUUGGGGAACAUGUGUUCUGUCACGGUGGACGCACGACGAGUGAGAUGUAUCUCAAUUACAUCGAACGCUUUGCUGCAAUGAUGACCGCUAGAGAGGCCAACUUUUUCGCCUACGUGUGGCUAUCCGAUAUUUCACAUAAUGAGAUGAAUUCUGUGGGGUCCCUUGAUGCUAUCCUAACAAGACAUCUAAGGGCUUUGGAUAGUGGCGGGGUCCUCAACAAUACCGCCUUGAUUUUCCUGAGCGACCACGGAAUCCGCUUCGAUAAAAUUAGAUCUACCACUGUUGGCAAAUACGAGGAUCGGAUGCCGUUCGCCUUUGUUGCGAUGCCGCACCAUUUCUGUGAGACCCAUCAUGUGGAAUGUCAAAACUUAAAGAUCAAUUCGGCCCGGUUAACAACACACUUUGAUAUGCACGCAACCUUCCGCCACCUCCUACACUUGGGAAGUAAUUCUGCCAGUAGCAAAUCUUCCGGAGGGUCCUCAUCAUCCACUUCUGACGUUCCUACUCGUACGAAACGAGGCCAGAGCUUAUUUUCUGAAGUGCCAAUCAAUCGAAGCUGUGAGGCGGCUUCAAUCGAUACGAUGUGGUGUACUUGUGCUCCCGAUCAAGACAACGGGAAGGACCACUCCUCCUUGUACCCGUUAGGCGAAGAUCUUUCAGUAACGGGAAAACUGGCCAAGAGGCUUGGUCUCGUGCUAGAAGAGCGACUUAACGACAUUAUCGACCAUAACCAAUGUUAUCAUUUGAGUUUGAACCAUGUAAUAGAAAUGCAACGAGCCCAAGGACCGGCACCUCACCAUUACUACUGGUUAACUGCGUCGUUUUCGCCUGGAAACUCGAUCUUUGAGGCGACUAUUAUCCUAUUCCAAAACGGCACGCUAACAACUUCGAAGGGUAUAUCUCGUUGCAACAUGUACUGGGGCACUACAUGGUGCGUGGCCGACCACUGGAUGGAAAAGUUUUGCCAUUGUAAAAGCUGGUACACGACAUUAUACCUAAUGUUUAUAGGAGGCUAGUCAUACCCGUUCAGGUCGAAGCGACCACACCGCUUGUGGUUGUAAGCCGGGGUACGUUUUUCGUCUAGAAUAAGGGCAUAUUGAAAGCAAGUGAUACGACAGGAUAAAUUAGAGUAUAUGUAUAACGGUGUAAGUAGAUUGCGUUGGCGAUACUACAAGUAGAAAACACAUCAGCAGCCAUACCUUACAUAUUCAGUGGCAGUACCAGAAGGAGGAAAAAAGCAAUUAAAAAAAAAGUAUCGUUUUUAUAUAACGUUAGUUUUUCUAUUUCAGUAACAAAAAUAAUUCUGAAAGUUUCCGGCGUUAUAUCUAAGCUUGGCCACUUUUGAUAGGAAAGUGAAGUAUUAGGAUGUUACAAGCGAAUCUGGCGAACCUUUAGAUUGUAUAACGUUUGAACCCUAGCCGCUAAAUACCCCAAUACUGUAAAAACUGGCGGGUUAAAAACGGUUGAGUUUGCUAGAGGGAAAAUAAGUUCAGAAGGAGAAACAUCUUUUAAUUUUGGAAGUCAACGCCCCAUGGCCAAAUGUUCGUUCCUGGAAAGCCGCUGCGCCGGAAAUUUGCAAAAGCGCAGUGCUUAUCUUAUGUAAGCGUUUUGAAAACGAAGAUUAGAACUCUGAAGACCAGCUACAGAACGAUUAGAACGGCAGUCGGAAGUACGAGAACGCAUUACCACAAUCGAUAAAACUUUUCACGAAAGCAGAGCUUGCCGUAUAAAGGCUCCGUCGGCCAAAACACGCAUUUCACAUGUGACGUUUAUCAGAUUUAUAACUCAAAUACUGAAAAUUUAGUAGCUGAGUAAUUCACAGGUCCUCCAGUGAUUGAUUCCAGGUACGUUGUAGAUGUGUGUGGUGUAUUCCAUCUAUAAUUAACUUCGUUCGACUAAAAAUCCGCCUGAAACAUACGGUUGCCAUAGACGGGGCAUGGGUCAAUCUAUACGGCACGCCGCUUAAGUUAGAUGGCGGUGUCGAGUAGAUUCGGACAUAAGGUGAUAGUAGAAUUUCCAAUGGAUAUCAGGGACGUCUGUUAGUAUGAAGUGCUCGCCGAAAAUAAAGCAAUGAAUGCGGAGCGCUAUUUUGAGUUCCUUAAAAGGUUUGUGGGCCGUCGGUGUGACAACCGAAUGUACGUAAUCUGAUUACUUGAUGAUAACCCCAGACAUCAUUGCCAUGCUUCAGUAACUUCCUGGAUUAAUCGAAGAUAAGUCCAAUGUUGGUUUCAGCCCGCUUAUUCUCCCUAUCUAGGUCCAUGUAGUUAUGGGGCUUUCCAUAGCAUAAAAAGGGCAACUGGUGGGCAAUCGUAUCCCACCAUCGAUUAACUUACAACAAGUUAGAGGGACUAAAUAUGGAAACGCGAAUGGUAAGUGUAUGGCUUUCCAGAAGCUACCAGAGCGCUACGGCAAAUGUAUAAAAAAUAAAAGAGAGUACCUCUAACAUAUACUAAAAUAUCAUUCUAGCUCAAUUAGUUGGAGAGUUGUUAUUCAAUUUCAAAUUCGGCCCAACAUACAUAUAACUUGUAUCUUUGCUAUGUCUGCCAAAAAAUGAGAUGUUUGGUAACCAACAAACAGCAAUAGCUAAUCUGAUUAUUAAAGGAAAAGUUGUCUAUUCGUAGACAAGUUUUGCGUAUACAGUUUAAGCUGGCUUAUAUGAUUUCCAUUGCCCCCCAACGAGAUAUUGUUUAGCCGCUAUUCAUCAUAGCGUAGUGCCUCAUUGUUAGCAUACGAGUGUAUCAAUACGGGUAAAUAUUUUCGUAUUAUUUCUAAAAAAUUAUUGACAAAAACCCUUCAAUGUUCUCCUGUCAUUAUAGGACAUGUCACAUUAUCAUCCAUAUUACAAUCUAACACAUGAUGGACUACAAAUAUGUUGUUUACAUUCUGUAUUGUAUGAUCAAUUUUGCGUUCGUCUUAGCAAAGCCAGUGAUAAAUUCUAAUUAGCAUGCUUUAAUUUGUCAAGUACUGUCAAGGUUUUUCUUGCUGCCCGGAAUUGAUAAACGACAUUGUGGUCUGAUGGCCAGCAUACAGGAGAAACCAGAAUUCCGCUAGAUAAGUGAUAGUGGUAUUAAGCGAAACCAUGUAGGAUGCAUUGUCUUCGAGCAGCUAUGAAAAUACCAUUGUCACAAUGGUAUUUUCAUAUAUAUAUAUAUAUAAUAACGAGUUGUUCUUCAAAAAGAUAACCGAGAAAGACGAUUGCGCACGAGAGAGCAAGCCAUAAAGACAUAAAGCGUGCAAACGUUCGAUGUAUAGUACCCAUAUGCUACAAAUGUGAAUGAAGAACAAAAAGGAAAGAAAUAUAUAUAUAUGCCACUAAUUUAUAUAAAAAAUCAGCGGCAUCAUGAGUCAGUACUGUUUUACGACAAACCUAGAUAGAUCCUUUUAAAAUACUCGAGGUGCGAAGGUACCAAGUGGAAUUCCCAAAAUAAGCACCUAUUGGUUAUAAUCGUGUAUGAAGAAGUGAAGAAUUAUUAGUUCUCGUUAUUAAGAGGAAAUAUAAGAGAAACUUUAAUGAAGAAAGAUUGCCCUUCUGGAGAAGGUAUAAAAAUUCUACUAUUAUGCAAAUGACCCACGUGUGAAUAAUCCAAGCACAAAUUGGAUAUCAAUAGAUAAAAAGAUUAACAAGGUCUCACACUACGAUCAAUGUAAGAUAGUUGUUGAAACAUCAUCCUAUAAAGCAUCGACCGCUGUGGAUAGAUGUGUCCGCUGCAAAUGUUUGUGCCACGGUCAAGCGCUAACCUAAGGCUCAAGGCCCGAAGUGUAUCUUGAUUUCACAAUGCUUAAAGCUGAUUUAUGAUACACUCAAGAGACGUUCAAUUAGAGACUUCUGAGCUCAGAUCAGCGAGCUACUGGUCACGUGUAGCUCAUCUUCAUGUACUUAUAGCCACCCGGAGCAUUGGCAGGUUCGGUUUAUAUGAGCUACGGUAAUGCGCCCUUUAUUUAAGGAGUCUGUCUAACCCAAAAUACUUUGACUACAUAUUAUAGCAAUAGAUGAAGCUUUUAGUACAAGCGAACUUAAAGCCUUGUGAUUUUUGGUGUUACCAAUAUGAAAAAUCUAAUUUUGUCGAACCUUCCUUUGUGUACCGUAUGUGAUAGCUGUGACAGAAUCUCUGGCAUAAUUUAAAAGCCACAAAACCCUGAUUACCCAACAGAUGCUUCCUCGACUACUCUACGUUCAGCUAUUACCUACAACGGAACAAAUAGCUAUAUCAGCCGUAAGUGUCCUGGAUCAUCGUAGUAAUUAUCAUAGCCAGUAAUUAAUGCAAUUGUUACCCAAAGAGAUGUAGUGUAUUUUUUGUAGAAAAAACAAAACAUGCACUGAUGGGAGAUAGUUGUUUGACGUAGAGCUACAAUGAACAAGUAUCAACGGUGUCGUUUUUCGCUGUCGAGUACGACAUUUUGUUGAUUUUAACGAAAGUAAAACAAUAUAGCAUAUACUGCCUCAGUUUACAAGUAAUGGGCCAAAAAUAAUUUCUGCUAAAAUUGUAGUUGCUUUCCGCUAUGGUCAGUUGAGUGUGUUCGCAGAGACACUCAACAGGAUCAAUGAGCAGCUUGCGUUACGAACCUGUGGUUUCUUCUAUAAACAAAAAAUGUAAGUUAAGUUCUUACAUAGGAACAACAAUAGUAGCAAUAUAUACAUUAGAAAGAUCUAAAAGUCUUUUUAGCUGUAUAAAAAUAGAUGUCUAAAUUAGCCAAUUAUCAAAUAUAACUAUGUGUGCCAUUCGCUGUGACAUAAAGCUUUCUCCAAAUGUUUUCCGCUAUCUUCCAUCUACAUAUCGUAAAUUAAACUUCUUAACAUAGACUAUGUUGUUCAGCGAUCCGCAUGGGGGUCUGUGUGAUUUCUAUGAACCUCCCCCCCCCCCCCCCAACUCUUCCCCAAUAAUUUCCAAAAGCAACUCGUUAUUGGAAAAAUCGAAUCAGUAAGGAUUGGUUCAUACAAACGGCAGCUAUACAUGAGACUUUAUUGGAAAUACUAAUGCCAGUCCCGGUAAAAACGAGCCUCUAGACCCUAACCCUGUGAAUUUUCUUAAUACGAACAAUCCUAUUACUUAUGUUAAUGUUAUGCGAAGAUUGAGCAUCGGUCACACAGACGUAUCCACGGAGCAUUUGACUGCUUGUACCCUUCAUCAUCUUUACCUAAUACUGCUGAACACUAUACUCCAUACACAAUAGACUUCACGUAAUAACAAAAAGCGAUCUUACGUAAUAUAAUAAUGAUGGCGAUGAGGAUGCUGGGAAAGCUUCAAUUGAAGCACCGGAUGUAGUACCAAAUGAUGCAAUUAAUGCACGAAUGAGGAAACUACUGCUUUCUUUGCGAAAAUGUUUAAUAAAUGCGGCAAACCGAUGUACGUGUACGAGAAUAAAAUGAGCGUGUAUCUUACUGAUUGUGUAUGUUCGUAGAUCCACGGUCUAUUGCGUCUAUGUUAAGUUUUUCGUGUGCUUUCCGUUAUAUUCCUUUUCGAUAGGUAUUUUUAGUCGUGAUACGAAGAGUGCCAAGGCAUUCGCAGCUACAACAUUGUGCAAUGAUGAUGAGUCAGAACAAAUCAAUAAACCCUAUUGGCUUAAGAAGUAUCAGCAUUUUAUUUAAUCACGCGUUCAAGUAUUUUUUUUGAAUUUAUUUCCAAUCCGAGCUGACAAUAGUAUAGUAAAGCAGAAAACGUAUUGAUUAGGACGGUUUAUAUAGAUAUAAUAAUAAUAAUACUGUAGUUGAUAGAUAAUUAGUUGUUCGUUCACAACUUUAUUUGACUUUGUAGCAUCUCUCGUGAAUAUGACUUAUAUUGUAUAUAUAUAUAUAUAUAUAUAGAAUUUUAUUCAAUCAAUAUCUAUUUCUAUUUAAAAUAUACUUUUACAUUAAAUACUUUUUAGCAGUUCUAAAGGUAUAUGAUAUUAUCCAUUAUAACUUCACACGAAAGCCUAUAAAAUCAGCUACGUUUAUUUAUUUAUUUGAAAUAAUUAUAGUAAUUAGGAAAACGAGAGUAAAAAGAGCAUAAAGUUAUUUACGAAAAUCCAUGCAGGACUGUUCUCAUGCAUAUAAUUACACAUACCAAUAUUAUCAUACGGAUGUAAGAAUCAAAUAAGCUGAUCUUCCCCAAAUACGUGGAUACGGUUUCUACUUACGUACUUUAAUUCGGCCAUACCUAUAAUACAA